This is a messenger RNA of Enterobius vermicularis (human pinworm), 234 nucleotides long. NCBI's taxonomy places the organism in Eukaryota, Metazoa, Nematoda, Chromadorea, Rhabditida, Oxyuridae. The record is from the annotation of a GenBank genome assembly.
AUGUUGACGUCGAACUAUUACGACAGAUUCUCCAGUGGAAAUGGAGGUAUUGAUUCCGGUGACUGGAAAAGAAAUAAGCCUUCAUUUGACUUGGCUGAGUCUGUUCGGAAAUUGGACGAACAACUUGCACGAGUUCGAACUUCACCGUCCAAAGUAAUUUACGAAGGCAAGGAGGUCACAAUAUUUGUUGAUAUGAGAGGCUUUGCUCCUGAAGAAAUUGAGGUUUUCUUUUGA